Messenger RNA from Fusarium oxysporum Fo47, 1131 nucleotides. RefSeq lists its product as uncharacterized. The transcript has 5 exons. NCBI's taxonomy places the organism in Eukaryota, Fungi, Ascomycota, Sordariomycetes, Hypocreales, Nectriaceae. The coding region runs from base 1 to 1131 and encodes 376 amino acids. The record is from RefSeq and is a predicted model, not a curated record.
AUGCCAGGCCAACCAUUCGCCCUUCUGGAACCUUGUUGGGCAAAUCCGGGGGAAGGUUGGUUCCGUGCAGCUUAUAAAUGGAACAGAGACAAGAUCUUUGAAUGGAUGAAGGAGACCGCUGACGCAGGUGGAAUCAAACCCGGAGAUAAAGAAUUAGGUACUCUCCUUACGGAAAUUCACAAUCGUGUGGUCCUUCUUUCGCUCGAGAAGGGGAGUCUGUACAAGGACAUAACAAAGCAACCAUCAUCGCAUAUUGCACGACUGAUGAACCGUGACUGGAAACAGGAUGAUGAAACAUCAUCCAAAUUCAUCGUCAGUGGUUGGUACUACAGGCAUAGUCCACGGGCUUCAUUAGGUCCAGUACCGCAAUGGUGGUGCCCUUUCGAUCUCCUUGGCCUUUUCCUUAGCCUCCUGGGACCAGCGCCGGCCUCUGCUGACAAAAACAACUUCUACCUCCCUCUCACAGCAGUCUACGGGCGUUGGUGCUCACGUAUCGCAGGCGAAAUAGAUAUUAAUUGGAAGUGGAAGCCAAGUAUUCAAGGCGAGGGUGAGCUGCCGUUUGUUUUCCAAUGUACGUGGUAUCUUGAAGUCGACAAGACCACCAAGCAGCAUUGGGGGCAAUACUUUCUGGGGGCAUCCAAUGCCGGGGACAAGUUCGAAACGGAUGUGAAGCUUGACACAUAUACGGGAGCCUGGAGGGAGCGUGCACAAGAGGCCCGUUUUGAUAUGCUAUUCAGAUGUCAGAAAGUGCCCAUGGUUCAGGUAAACGACUUCAAAAACAAGACAGCUCCCAACAUGGAGAAGAAGGCCGAUCGCAACAUGGUACCGUACGGAAACUGCGCUGAAACGUACCCAUUCGCUAUCAGAUUCUUGGCAGAUAAAAAGCAAAACCAAACUUCAAUGACUGGCCUCGCUCUCAAAAGCAAAUUCAUGGAAAAGGCGGAGUAUCCCGACUAUGAAGAAUACUCUACCAGUGAUGUUUGGAAGAACCUGAUGGCUCCUUGUGCUAAUUGCAAGGUGCUUCUUCAAAAUGCCGGGGCGUUGGAGUCGCAGUUUGCAGCAAAUCUAGAUAAGGCAAAGGCUCCAAAACGACCAAAGUCAAUGCUGGAAGGCUUGGAUUUAAGAAGCUAA